AUACAAGAUAAGCCCUUUAGCGUUUCCGGAUGACCUCAGCUCCAAUGCCUGUGCUGCAUCACGCCUGUAUCGCGUGAGCUGUCUUGAACUGUCUUCUUUAUCUAUUUCACUAUUUCACACCACUAUUGAUGCCAAUGCAUACACAUAUUUUCUUGUCGGAGUGAAAGUCUAAAUAAGGUCUAGUAUUCUAGUUCUCUUCUCUUAUUUGUCUUCCGCGUCACCACAUCUACCAUUUGCCAGGCAGGAAACCAGUUUAUAAUCGGGUCGACGUCCAACUUUCAACCGUUGCUGCGGCACCCCAACGAUAUCUAUAGUCUUAUAACCUCCCGCCCUCUAACUCGAACCGGCCGGCCUGCCUCGUGAUAACCACCCGAUACUACAAUACUUCGUACAUACAUUCUAGGCAACCAACCAAUCAUUCAAUUCGUAGAGCAUCCAGUCCGCGCGGACAUCUUGGACACGAUGGGUCUUGCGUAUAAUACGUAUCUUAACAGCAACAAGAUCUACGGAUGCAAGAACUGCAAAGCACAUCUUGCGAACCACGAGGAGAUCAUAAGCCGAAACUUCCGUGGCCAACAUGGUAAGGCCUAUCUGUUCAACACGGUCGUCAACAUCGACGCGGGGGAGCCGUCCGAGCGCAGCAUGACCACGGGCCGCCACAUCGUUCGCGACAUCACGUGCAAGCAGUGCAAGGAGACCGUCGGCUGGAAGUACGACCGCGCCUACGAGUCCAGCGAGAAGUAUAAGGAGGGGAAGUUCAUCCUCGAGGCCGAGCUGCUGUGUAAUGUGAGCUAGACGGCUCGUCGAUCGAUCGACCUACCUACCCAUCUACUUACCUGGAUCGAACGUUAUACCGGUCGUGUGCGCGGGAUCGUAGACAGGUUCUGCUGGAGGUCUGGGCGGCUGAGAGUUUGAUCAGUAAGCCGUGCGUUAUGUCUUCCGUCGGCUAGCGGAAAGAGGUGGGAUUAAGGUCUUUACAACGCGUGUGUUUUAUCCUGGGUAGCGUGGGAAAGCAUGGUUCAAGGCGUUCGCGGGUACUACAAGUGGGUUUCUACAACAAUGACUUCUUAGACCAGACAGGGGGUGGCGAAAGCUCUCAUUUAUUUACAGCAGUUUGCAUGUUCGUAUCCGCAGCCGAUGGUUAGGUGCCUAUGUGGUCUUCCGAAGUUUGAUAGGUUUCCCAGUUUGACGAACUUCAUGAUAGCUGUUUUCUCUAUUUAUGUGUCUUCCGUAGGUAGGAUAGAUACCUAAGCCAUUAUACGUUGUUUUCGUGUA
Annulohypoxylon maeteangense is the source of this 1275-nucleotide messenger RNA. Its product is annotated as yippee. The transcript is spliced from 2 exons. The record is from RefSeq and is a predicted model, not a curated record. Lineage: Eukaryota; Fungi; Ascomycota; Sordariomycetes; Xylariales; Hypoxylaceae. Bases 463 to 795 code for a protein of 110 amino acids. Gene Ontology annotation, cellular component: ubiquitin ligase complex.